AUGGCACCACUGAUGAAUUACUGCAUGUGUUUGGCUGUUCUCUCGUCAGCAGUGACCGCGAGCCAUGCCUUAAGAAGAAUCUCUUUGAAGAAAAUGCCGUCUAUCAGAGAGACAAUGAGGGAGAUGAGCAUUUCUGCAGAGCAGAUCUUGACUGAGUUGGCCCAGAAGAGCACAGACGACAACAAAAACGGGACUGUUCCCACACCUCUUACCAACUACUUGGACACUCAGUACUUUGGGGAAAUCAGCAUCGGCUCUCCGGCCCAGAUGUUCAACGUGGUGUUUGACACAGGCUCAGCCAACCUGUGGGUGCCCUCGCAGAGCUGCUCACCUUUCUCCACUGCCUGUUAUACCCACAACAGGUAUGAUGCCUCCAAAUCUUGGACUUAUGUUGAGAAUGGAACCGGAUUUUCCAUCCAGUAUGCCUCUGGAAAUGUCAGGGGUUUUCUGAGCGAGGAUGUGGUCGUGGUGGGUGGUAUCCCUGUGGUGCAGGUGUUUGCUGAAGCAACCUCUCUGUCUGCCAUGCCCUUUAUCUUUGCCAAGUUUGAUGGUGUUCUGGGGAUGGGUUACCCCAACGUGGCCAUCGAUGGCAUCACUCCUGUGUUUGACCGCAUCAUGUCUCAGCAUGUCCUCAAGGAAGAGGUGUUCUCUGUCUACUACAGCAGGGACCCAAAACACUCCCCAGGUGGAGAGCUGGUCCUUGGUGGCACAGACCCAAACUACUACACUGGAAACUUUAAUUAUAUGGACACCAGAGAGACGGGCAAAUGGGAAGUUACCAUGAAAGGUGUUUCUGUAGGGAUGGAGAUGAUGUUUUGUGCAGAGGGCUGCACAGCUGUGAUUGACACCGGCUCCUCCUACAUCACUGGCCCAGCCUCCUCUGUGUCCGUGCUGAUGCAAACCAUCGGAGCACAGCUGGAUGAAAGUGGAUACAAAGUCAACUGCAACACUGUCAAGUCGUUGCCCAGUGUGACUUUCCACCUGGGUGGCCAAGAAUACUCACUCACUCAGGAGGAUUACAUCUUAUGGCAAUCACACAUUGAAGGGGACGUCUGCACUGUCACCUUCAGGGCCUUAGAUGUGCCGCCCCCUACAGGACCCAUCUGGAUUUUGGGAGCCAACUUCAUUGCCCGCUACUACACAGAGUUUGACCGUCGCAAUAAUCGGAUAGGGUUUGCUACAGCAGUCUGAUGGAAGGUUAAACGUCAGCCAUGUUGCUCUGUUUUCUUUUUCUCUAUCUUUGCUGCAAUCUCCUCUUUGUCCAGUCCUCCCUUUAGU
This is a messenger RNA of Perca flavescens (yellow perch), 1278 nucleotides long. It is a transcript of the gene ren, whose product is annotated as renin. Bases 1 to 1191 code for a protein of 396 amino acids. Gene Ontology annotation, biological process: angiotensin maturation. Lineage: Eukaryota; Metazoa; Chordata; Actinopteri; Perciformes; Percidae. The record is from RefSeq and is a predicted model, not a curated record. Gene Ontology annotation, molecular function: aspartic-type endopeptidase activity. The transcript has 9 exons.